Messenger RNA from Photinus pyralis (common eastern firefly), 1645 nucleotides. RefSeq names its product N-acetylglucosamine-6-phosphate deacetylase. Bases 380 to 1570 code for a protein of 396 amino acids. Gene Ontology annotation, biological process: N-acetylglucosamine catabolic process. The record is from RefSeq and is a predicted model, not a curated record. Gene Ontology annotation, molecular function: N-acetylglucosamine-6-phosphate deacetylase activity. NCBI's taxonomy places the organism in Eukaryota, Metazoa, Arthropoda, Insecta, Coleoptera, Lampyridae. The transcript has 7 exons.
UUUGCAAGCGUCGUGGGUAGGAGAUCCAAUCGUCAGGUUGGUAAGUUGUGCUAUGGCUACAAUAUUAUUGCCACAAUUAUUUUUAUAUUCAAUUAAACUCGAGAUGUAUGAUUGUAUGAAAUAAUACAUAUCUCAUAAUUGGAUUAAACCGAUUAAAAAUUACAUACGAUGAUAUGCGUAUACAUCAGAGCGGUGCUGUACGAUAACGUAAAGUCGAUUAUCCCUUCCACCUCGCCUUCCACUGAUGUCUCAACACUUCAACACUCUGUAUAUGAGAUAACCUAAUUUCUCAUAAACAUUUUUUUAUCAAAUCUAGGGCAUUGACUCAUGAAACGUUGAUAAGCAGGUGAUUGAACUAAAAGUGAAAUUGAACACAAAAAUGUCCUCUUCAGAGUUAAUCCAGUUUAUCAAUUGCAAAAUCUUGAGAAACCAUACUCUAACUGAGGAGCAUUUAUGGGUACGAAAUGGCAAAAUUAUUAAUCCCGAAGAUGUUUUUUUCGAUGAGAAAAUUAAAGCAGACACUGUCAUUGACUGCAAUGGUUGCAUCAUAGCACCUGGAUUUAUUGAUAUACAAAUAAACGGUGGGUUUGGAGUCGACUUCUCCAAUUGUGAUAAUAUCGACAGUGGACUUGGCAGAGUAGCAAAAAGUUUACUAAGUUCUGGUGUGACCUCGUUCUGUCCAACGAUUGUUACAUCACCAAAUGAUGUCUACAAGCAUGUGUUGCCACAAAUUAAGAAAAGUCAGGGAGGUUUGCAUGGUGCGACCGUAUUAGGCAUACACCUGGAAGGUCCGUUCAUUAAUAUCAAUAAGAAAGGGGCCCAUCCACCCAAGUUCAUAAAGGAUUUGGAUGAAGGUUUUCAAAGUCUUGUUCAAACUUACAGUACAUUAGAAAAUGUCUCAAUAAUUACGCUGGCACCUGAGUUAAAACACGCAAAUGAAGUCAUAUCUAAACUAACUAGCUUAGGUAUAACGGUAUCAGUAGGUCAUUCCAUGGCCAGUUUGAAGGAUGGCGAAAGCGCUAUAAGCAGUGGGGCUACCUUAAUCACUCAUCUUUUUAAUGCGAUGCUUCCUUUUCAUCACCGUGAUCCGGGAUUAGUAGGGCUUCUGGCGUCGCAUAACACCCUAGUGGACAAGAUCGUGUACUUCGGUAUUAUAUCAGAUGGGAUUCACACUCACCCUGCGGCUUUACGAAUUGCCUACAGAAUACACCCUGAUGGGUUGGUUUUAGUCACAGAUGCAGUUUCUGCCAUGGGUUUGGAAGAGGGGAGACAUAACAUCGGCCAGUUGUCAGUAGAAAUUAAAAAUGGAAUGGCACUUGUGGCCGGUACCAAUACACUAUGUGGAAGUAUUGCGACUAUGGAUACAUGUGUAAAAAUAUUCUUACAAUCAACGGGUUGUUCUAUAGAGUAUGCCUUAGAAGCUGCAAGUUUACAUCCAGCUGAAGCAUUAGGAAUAGUACACAAAAAAGGCACUUUAAAUUUUGGAGUUGACGCUGAUUUUAUAUUUUUGGAUUCAGAUUUAAGUCUCUUAAGUACAUGGAUAGCUGGCAAGUGUGUGUAUAAGAAAUAGAGGUUGUUAAAAUUAUGUGAUAAUCAUAAAGGUUUUCUAAUGUAUUUUUAUAUUAAUUAAAUUUUUACAUCACUA